Molecule: messenger RNA, 1334 nt
Organism: Manduca sexta (tobacco hornworm)
Lineage: Eukaryota; Metazoa; Arthropoda; Insecta; Lepidoptera; Sphingidae
Product: glyoxylate reductase/hydroxypyruvate reductase
Exons: 7
Coding region: 186-1244 (352 amino acids)
Cellular component (GO): cytosol
Molecular function (GO): hydroxypyruvate reductase (NADH) activity; NAD binding; hydroxypyruvate reductase [NAD(P)H] activity
Source: RefSeq, a predicted model, not a curated record
AAUCAAAUCAGUCUAGUGUCCACAACUAGCGAGUACACACCACAUUCCCGGUUACCAUAGUCACUUUUUUUUUUCUUGCGCUUGGCGCGAUAAUCUUACGGCCUUGAUACGCACGACAGCUGACUAACUCGCCGCUUGAAGCUAUUCCAGUACAGAUAAAAUAUAAGUGAUUUGUUACAUAAACAAUGAUAAUUCAGUCAUUGUUAGGCGUUGUUUUGCUACACCUGUGGCAGUGCGGCGCUAGUAGCAUCAUGACGAAGGAUCUUAAAGUGUUGGUGUCGUCUAACGACUUUCCGGAGAGUGCACUUAAGAUAUUGCAAGAACAUUUCACAGUAUUACAAUGUAAAUACCUCAACUUCGACGAAGAAGGCCGCACGUUAGCUAGAGAAGAACUUUUAAACCUCAUCCCGGGAUGCUCUGCGUUAGUCUGGAGCUCCAACCUUCCUAUCUCCAAGGAACUCUUGGAUAAAGCAGGACCUCAACUAAAGCAAGUGAGCACUGUAUCGGCGGGCUACAACCACUGCAAUCCUGAUGAAUUGAAGGCGAGAGGCAUCAAGCUGACCAACACCCCUAAUGUCCUGGCGCCGGCUGUGGCUGAGAUUGCUGUGGGAUUGAUGCUGGGAGCCGCGAGACGCUUCACCGAGAAUUUGGAUCAAGUUAGAAGGGGGCAAUGGGAGAUUGGUUUUGACAAGGUCCUGGGCCAGGAUCUUCGGGGCAGUACAGUGGGAAUAAUAGGGCUUGGUGGUAUCGGACAAGCUGUUGUGAAGAGACUUGUCGGCUUCGAAGUAGCGAGAUUCAUUUACACUGGACAUAGAGAGAAGCCUGAAGGUAAAGCCCUCGGCGCCGAAUUCGUGAACCUCGAUACACUUUUGUCACAAAGUGACUUUAUUCUUCUAUCCGCCCCUCUCACGGAUGAGACGAGGCACAUGAUCAACGAGACCACGCUAGCCAAGAUGAAGAAAAACGCUAUACUGGUUAAUGUUGGACGUGGAGACCUGGUCGAGCAGGAGGCUCUGUACAACGCGCUGAAGAACAAGCAGAUCUACGCAGCAGGGUUGGACGUCACUACGCCAGAGCCCUUGCCAAAGGACCACAAACUACUAACACUACCGAAUAUGUUUGUCCUACCACACAUCGGAAGCGCGACGGUGCGCACACGCAGAGAAAUGGCUGAGCUUGCCGCCAACAACGUCAUCAACGGACUCACCGGCAAACCACUUAUCACUCCAGUUCAACUCAAAUAAAAUACUAUGUAAUAUCAAUACAGUGUAUAAUGAAUACCAUGAAUAUCUACUCCAAGUUUAUUUGAUUAUAAACCAACUGUGCCAGCAAAA